UAUAUCGUAUGGUAAUUCUUUUUUUUUUAAUUGUUAAUUUUUGAGGACCUGCCAUGUUGUUUUCCACUGUGGCUGCAUCACUUUACGUUCCCACCAACAGCACACAAGAGUUCCAAUUUCUCCACAUCCUCCACAACGCUUUUAUUCUUCAUUCCUUUUUUCAAGGAUGAGAAAUAUUCUAACAUAUGCAUAUACCACAUUUAAAAAAACCCAUUCAUCAGCUGAUGAACAUCUGGGUCGUUUCCCCUCUUUGGCCUGUUGUGAACAACGCUGCGGCUAUGAGCACUGAUGUACAGGUAUCUGAGUUUCGGCUUUCAAUGUUUUUGGAAGUGGAAUUGCUGGAUCAUAAGAUAAUUUUAUAUUUAAGUUCUUGAGAAAUUUGUAGACUUUUGGAGAUCUGUGCUGUGUAAGUUGGCUCUGGUCAUCCUGGCCUUUUUGAACAGAUAUCCCUGGGUGGGUGGGGGCCCUCCUCUCUCUCUGGCAUCCACAGCGCUGCCCUCCCCCCACUUCCUUGCGUUCCGGAAAGCAGUUCUCCAAGCCUCUAACACAGAGGUCAAGCGGCUGAAACGAAGCUGACCCCCGCGUCCAGUUGGGUUUGUCCGAGGCGGCCGUUCCGGAGCCUGAGCCCAGGGAACGUGCGCUCCCUCCGGCGUGUCCUCGCCUCGAGCUGCCGCCUCUGCGUCCCCGACAUUCCGGCCCGGGGGCGACUCCCGGGUUCCCAGCCGCGCGCCUGCUUGGGCGACCCGACGUGCCGCCGCCUGGAGCCCUGACCGCCGAGCACGCCUCCCGGAGCCGGCCACCCCGGCCUCAGGCGCCCCGCGGCCACCGGGGCGGGGACAGCGAGUGCGGGGCGGGGGCUGGUGGGUGGCCACGCCGAGGAGCCGCGGUCCUCCGAUCUGCGGCGACAAGAGCGCAACUCCUGCCGAGCCCAGCCGGGAAAGCCCCGAGCAGAGGAGGGAGAGAGGGGACCUGUGCUCUUCCUGCCGGCCUCAGGGAGCAGCGGCUCAGGUCCCCGGACCCGGAAAAAAGAGCUCAGGACCUCGUCCGCCCGGCGCCGGGAUGCCGCAGGCUUAGGAUGGAGCUUGGGUACUGGACGCCAAGGAUGCUUGCAGGGACAUUCUGACUCAUUAAGGGAAAGCUGAGUAUCAGUAGAAAGGGGAGACCUCUGCCUACCAACAUCUCCCCAGAGGAAUUCGCAGGAGUGCUGCUCAAAGCUUCACCGGGCCAGAUGGAGGUCACCAUGGGGGUCAUGGAUGAGAAUGCCAGCAACACCUCAACCAACUAUUUUUCACUGCUUGACCCCCACGGAGCCCAGACUGCUUCCUUCCCAUUCAACUUCAGCUAUGGUGACUAUGAUAUGCCCUUGGAUGAAGAUGAGGAUGUGACCAAUUCCCGGACCUUCUUUGCUGCCAAAAUUGUCAUUGGCCUGGCGCUGGUGGGCAUCAUGCUUGUCUGUGGUAUCGGCAACUUCAUCUUCAUCGCUGCCCUGGCCCGCUACAAGAAGCUGCGCAACCUCACCAAUCUGCUCAUCGCCAACCUGGCCAUCUCUGAUUUCCUGGUGGCCAUCGUCUGCUGCCCCUUCGAGAUGGACUACUAUGUGGUGCGCCAGCUCUCCUGGGAGCACGGCCACGUGCUGUGCGCCUCUGUCAACUACCUGCGCACUGUCUCUCUCUACGUCUCCACCAACGCCCUUCUGGCCAUCGCCAUCGACAGAUAUCUGGCCAUUGUGCACCCGCUGAGACCCCGGAUGAAGUAUCAAACGGCCACCGGCUUGAUUGCCUUAGUGUGGAUGGUGUCCAUCCUCAUUGCUAUACCGUCUGCCUACUUCACCACUGAAACGGUCCUCAUCAUUGUCAAGAGCCAGGAGAAGAUCUUCUGCGGCCAGAUCUGGCCAGUGGACCAGCAGAUCUACUACAAGUCCUACUUCCUCUUCAUCUUCGGCAUUGAGUUCGUGGGCCCUGUUCUCACCAUGACCCUGUGCUAUGCCAGGAUCUCCCGGGAACUCUGGUUCAAGGCCGUCCCUGGUUUCCAGACGGAGCAGAUCCGGAAGCGGCUGCGAUGCCGCCGGAAGACGGUCCUGGUGCUCAUGUGCAUCCUCACCGCCUACGUGCUGUGCUGGGCGCCCUUCUACGGCUUUACUAUCGUGCGCGACUUCUUCCCCGCUGUGUUUGUGAAGGAGAAGCACUACCUCACGGCCUUCUAUGUGGUCGAGUGCAUCGCCAUGAGCAACAGCAUGAUCAACACCGUAUGCUUCGUGACCGUCAAGAACAACACCGUCAAGUACUUCAAGAAGAUCAUGCAGCUUCACUGGAAGGCGUCUUACAAUGGGAGUAAGUCCAGCGGGGACCUUGACCUCAAAACCAUGGGGGUGCCUGCCACGGAGGAAGUGGACUGCAUCAGAUUGAAAUAACCCCAGAAGAGCACCUUUGGGACCCUAAGCAGUUGCUUAGGUACACGCUAUCAACCAAGAAUUCUUGGUGUGCUGCACAGGGCAAAGGAAACAGACAAGUGUGUCAACACUGUAUUCAGGGAGCUCGGAAUCUCUAAAACUGGUGUGACUAGACACCAUCACCCGUGACCCGCAUUCAUUGAACAUCUAAUUUGUGCAAAGAGUAGGCACUGGUGAAACCUAUAUAUGUUGACGAUUUUUAAUUUGCAAAAAGAAGUAGGGAUUAAACCAAGAAAAACAUUGGGAGAUGGCCUGAAAUAAUGGGGCCUCCAUAAGGGAAUCUAAGUAGGCAUCUGACUGUGGUACAUGUGUUUGUAGGGUGGGGGUCUCUCUGGACCAACUAAGCUACUCAUCAGACACUGAUGUAGUGCAUCUCUGGGAUUGUGCUUAGGCUUGAGUUCACUCCUGACAUUUGCAGGGCUGGGGCAAGAAUACAAAGCAGGCUUCUGGCUCUUUCUGCAACUUUCUCUUUUCACCUCUAGUCCUGAUUUUCACCCUGGGCACCCGGGAAGGAAAGGAACAUACAAAUGAAUGUGGGGGGAGGGGGAACCCAACAAUGAGAUUCAGUGACUCUACAGGCUUGUGGAGGGCUUGUCCCUCUUUCUAAUCCACCUCCUUUGUUUGGGGUUUUGAAUUUUGAAUUUGGAAAUUUGGAAUCAGAAGAUCUGGUCCAGCCUUGGCUCUGUCACCUGUGUGGACCUGGGUAAAGCUUAUUGGUGGGGACAAAGAUGAUACCUGUGAUAGCUACCAAUGGGGUGAUUGUGAAGAGCCAAUGAGAUAAUAUAUGGGAAAACUCUUUCAAUGAUGCAAGUAAUCAAAAGAAUGGACUAACAGCUGUGUGUAGUGCCCUGGACAAGGAAUGACUUGUCACCUUAGCUUAUGUAUCUAGAAACCUCACCAUCUCCCCUUUUCAUUAUUCUUUGUGUGAAUAUUCCCUUACCCUUCUUAGCAGUGCUACGUAUGCAUUAUGUUCUUAAUAACAUGUUGGUACAACAAGGUAGUGAAAUUUGGUGGCAGAGCUGUAAAAGGUGAUUGUGGACUGGUCUCCAGUCAGAAGAUGAUCUCAGGGUUUUAGAAA
This is a messenger RNA of Hippopotamus amphibius kiboko, 3527 nucleotides long. RefSeq names its product prokineticin receptor 1 (gene PROKR1). Gene Ontology annotation, molecular function: neuropeptide Y receptor activity. Bases 1229 to 2410 code for a protein of 393 amino acids. The transcript has 4 exons. Gene Ontology annotation, cellular component: membrane. The record is from RefSeq and is a predicted model, not a curated record. Gene Ontology annotation, biological process: neuropeptide signaling pathway. Lineage: Eukaryota; Metazoa; Chordata; Mammalia; Artiodactyla; Hippopotamidae.